Molecule: messenger RNA, 4392 nt
Organism: Menidia menidia (Atlantic silverside)
Lineage: Eukaryota; Metazoa; Chordata; Actinopteri; Atheriniformes; Atherinopsidae
Source: the annotation of a GenBank genome assembly
AAACAGUGGUCGGUAUGAAUAGCUUUAACAGCGACAGAAGCAGUACCAUUCACCGUGGAAGGAGGGCGACGAGAUAAACAACACCCGGGCAGAAGCGAAGGGGCUCACUGGAUUUCUGUACCUGUCGUAUGCGUCCUGUUUGCUGCCGUGGAGUCCGCGGAAAGAGGAGUAUAGGGCCAGUUCCAACGGUUUAGUCUUUGAAAUGUAACAUUGGACUUUAUCCUCACAGCGGGCUGGUUAGCUAACGACGGGAGUGAGUUAGCCUUGCAGUGAUUUGUGUUUUUGUGUUAAGUAAAUGGGAACGCUCGGGGGAGUGUUAGAGUUCACGCACAGAUACUCUCCUCGUCAUAUCGGCAUAUUCUCUGCGCCUGUCCUACACCUUUUUUACCCACUGACUCAGCCUUGUGUCCGGAGCUGAAGUAUGACAUCUGGGAAUAUGUCGAGCGUUCGCGACCCCGACCGCAAAACCACCGGCACCUUUCGGUCACUGGACUGGUUUAUUACCCAGCUAGUGUAUCCAAGAUAAACAUUGCUAUAAAAAAAAAUAAAAAAAAACACUGUUCAUGUAAUGGACGAGGAAAGUGACUUCUUCUGCCAUUGUUUCGCUGCUCAUCGAUGGGUCAGCGUUGUUGAAGCCAUCGCCAUCGCAGUUGGUCAAAUCUGUCUCAACUGAGAAGCUCAUCAGAUCAACGCUAUUAGGCAUGGACCUGAGGUUGAUGUGAAAGCUGUUUGGAAACGUUACAUCACCGCUGUCUGCAGGUCGGACCAGUCAUCUGAGCCCUUUCCGUUGGCCCCCCCCCCCCCCCAGAGCUUGCCAGAGGACUACCAUGUCUAUGUCAGGGGCCACGACCGUCCAGCUCUUCACCAAGCUGGUCAAGCAUGCGGUGGGCAAGAUGCAGAUUCAGUUGAACCGCUGGCUGCAGAGGACUGCCACGGAGGACUGUGACAAAAUCGACAUCCUCAUAUGCAGCGCCUUCGACGAGAGAGGUGGCGGCGGGAAGUCGGAGGGGGACCCCGAGGUCGUGGUCGACACAGGGGGGUCGACUUUCGCCGGCGGGGGAGAGUUCAGGCACCCGUGCUGCAUCACCACCUUCUGCUUCAAGAGCGCCCUGCUGGCGUGCAUCCUCACCGCCGUGUGCUUCUCCUCGGUUGCCCUCGUGCGGCAGUACCUCAAGGACCUCCUGCUCUGGGUGGAGAGCUUGGACAGCUUUGUUGGAGCCAUGCUGUUCAUCGUUGGUUUGAUCAUCGUCUCCUUCCCGUGCGGAUGGGGAUACAUUGUUCUCAACGUGGCGGCCGGCUACCUCUACGGCUUUGUGCUGGGCAUGGGACUGGUUAUGGUGGGGGUAUUAAUAGGGACCUUUGUGGCGCACCUGGUAUGCAAACGAUUAUUGACUGACUGGGUGCUGAACAAAGUUGGGAACAACGAGCAGCUCAGCGCUGUCAUACGCGUGGUGGAAGGAGGAAGUGGACUCAAAAUUGUUGCCUUAGCGAGACUCACCCCCAUACCAUUUGGGCUCCAAAAUGCAGUUUUCUCGAUCACAGAUGUGUCCUUGCCAAACUACCUGGUGGCCUCCUCUGUGGGGCUGUUGCCCACACAGCUUCUCAACUCCUACCUGGGCACCACUCUGCGGACGAUGGAGGACGUGAUAGCCGAGCAGAGCAUCAGCGGCUACUUCGUCUUCAGCCUGCAGAUCGUCAUCAGCAUCGGGCUGAUGUUCUACGUGGUGCACCGGGCGCAGGUGGAGCUGAACGCCGCCAUCGCCGCCUGCCAGAUGGAGCUGAAGUCCUCGCACAUGAACGGCUCCUCCUCCUCCGCCUCCUCGGCCCACGGCGGCUUCACCUACCGCAGCAAGAGGGCGACGGCCGGCGGCGGGAGCGGCGUCAACGUGGUGUGACCCCCCCCCACCGACUCGUAAGGCUGAAGGGGAACCUGCCGAGUUCAGGCGGCGUAGUUUACCAUUUCCUAUCACGAUAUCGUACCCUGAGCACCCACCUGUGAGAGUGUGUUUGUGCCACAAGGCAGAGUUUGAACUCUGUGGGACAGGGCACCUUUCACAAAUGGGCGCCGCAUUAAAAAAAAAAAGGUUUGGUUGGUACGUCGGCAAAGGAGUCAUUUGUAUUUUUUGUCCAGGUACUUUUACACAUCAGCUUUUCCAGAUGUCAGUAUCAGAGGUGGUGUUGGGAAAUCUAGCUGGGCACAGACUGCCAGCUGUAAUUAUGAAUGUGCAAUGUGCUUUCUAUAGAACCAAGGAAUAGAUUUUUAUUUCCAUUUCCGUGUCAAAGGAAUGCCGAGCUAUGCACCUUUAUUUCAUAACGCUGUCUGUAUUCGUCUUAUAUCAGAUUGUUAUGUCUGGCUACAUCCAGUGCUCAUUUACAAUAUGAAAAAUAAGGGCAUUAUUAAUACUUUGAAAUGGUUUGGCUUUUUUAUUUGAAUUUUUUUUUUUUUUUUAGCUUAGCUGUUUUUCUUUUUUUGUUAUUUUUGUGGGAGGGCUAAGCUCCCAGUGAGCAUUACAGACCCCCCUGACUAUAUCCUGCUGGCUUAUAACCACAUCAGGCGAAUUGGUUCUGAGAGAAGGUUAUUUGAUGGGACAUUACUUUUCAUUAAGGACGUGGUUUGUUUGAGUUUGACAUUUCGGAGCAAGACAUCUUGAAAUGGGGAUGAAAGAGCAAGGAUGUCAUCUUCGACGCGGAAACCAAAUUAAUCCGAAAAGCUCUUUUUGCCUGCAGGUUUUGCAAACCUAAGUGAACUUUUUUUGUUAGUUUUUCACAUUUAGACGAGUAAGCUAGCAUGAAUUAAAGAGGCUGUUUUUAUGUGCCAUGAUUUCAUAAAAUAAUGACUAUGACUUAAUUGUCGGUGAUGGCAGACAUUACCUGUGAACGGUUUAUGCGUCUUAGUGCUUAAAACAAAACCGAUCUUCUCAUGCUGUAGAUUCUUUUGCACAGUCCUACAGACUAACAUUAUUUUCAUAUGGAUGACUUGAUUUGGGAAUCGGGUUAGUUGGGCGAGAAUGGAACUGGAUGCGUCUCAGAAGCUGACAAUCAAACACAACAUGGACACUACGUGACGAAUGUGACACUGCGUUUUACUUUGACAUUUAUUGCGAUGCUGCUCCUCAGACCAAGUCUGGUAGAGUGAAAAAAUAAGGGCUCUUCAAAUGAAACACCCACACUUACUGUCCCUGUAAAAACGGUUUUAUAACGCUGGCAGAGAUCUUUCCGUUUUUCAUUUUGUAACGAACGACUUCAAAAUGCCAGGAUCGAUGUUCGUCCAAGCACAUUCCACGCUGUCAGUCAUCUGACGGGCUCUCUGUCGUCCCCAUGCUAGUGUCGGUUUAAGGACCUCUUCCUGUUUGAAUUUUAGCAAUAAUGUUUUGACAUGUAACAGCAAAAAAAAAACAAAAAAACAAAAGAAAAACAAUUAAUUCUGUCUCUACGAUCUUAGGCCAAGUGUUGGGAAUAGUCUAGCCGCCACGUCGAAGGACAGUUUUGUUUGAAAAGAAAUAAGGAAAAGAAAAAAAAAGGUCAUUAAUUGACCUGACCCGUUUGUCGGUGAGAGAUUGGGUUCACCAGUCCCAGGUUUGCGUUACAGUAUUCAACCUGCCUUUUACCUCCUGCUGCCUCUGAUGGACAUUUCUGCGCUGACGCCAACAAAUGUGACGAGGAGUCUGCUCCGUUUUUUUUCUAGCACUUUGUUCGGAGAGUCCCUGACAACCGUUUAAAGACGUCCAUCUUUACGGCCGCGCGCUGAACUCUGGACCCCCAAAACCCCUUCGUUUUCGUUAUCUCCGAAAAAACUAGUCUGCCUUUAUUCUGUGUGUUUAACAAGCAUGGAAACGCGCCUCCCGUCUCUGAUGGGAGACGUCACCUACCAGGGACUCUCCCGAAACAAAGCGACGUGGACGAGAAGCAUCUUCCGCCAUGUUUAUCGCAAAAAUCAAAACACACAAAACUUGAUUGACCACGACAUACACCCUAAUUAUGUUUUAGCCUCUCUCCUGGGACUUUUAUCAACCGAAGGCUGUCUAGUGAUCGAUCCUAAAGGUUUUGGUUCUUCCUUUGGUGGGCUCUACUUAACUUAGAUAUAGUUAUGCAACAACUGAUCCCUACGGGAAGUGCAUUUCAUAGACACCAGCACGAGACCUGGAUCUGGGAUGUCACUGCACACCUGAAAGUCUGUUAGAGAAACGCCGUGCGAAACAAAGGAUGGGCUCGAGGGAGAUGUCCGGUGCUAUGAAAUGCAAUACUUCCCCAUCUGUAUCAAGUGCAUUACACAUAUACUGUAUUUUGUAAUACAGAGAAUUUUACAGUGUAUAAAUAUUAUUUAUCACUGUACAAUGCUUGUCAAGUGUUAUUUAUGAAGGAGAAAAAUAAAACUUGUCUGAAUUUGUUACA